GACGCGGGGCCGGAUGCGGAGCCGGGGUCCGGCCUGGGGCGGCUGCCGGCCGGGGGGGCGGCUCGACAUGAGCCACGGCUUCGUGCGGCACAUCCGGCGGAACCAGAUCGCCAGGGACGACUACGACCGGGAGAUGAAGCAGGCCAAGGAGAAGGUGAAGAAGAGGCACACGCCGACCCCACCCCGGCCCAGGAAACCCGACCAGCAGGUGUACCACCCCUGCCGGAGAAGUCGAGCUGACCCAGCCUGCGGCCUGGAGUACGAGGGGUCUAGCGAGAGCAGCUCCAGCACCGAGCCAGACCCCCGCAGCACAGAGCUUUUUUGCCUCGAGUAUGAGGCCGACAGCGGCGAGGUCACCUCGGUCAUUGUACACCAGGAUGACAGCCCUGAGGAGGUGACGGAGAAGGUCUGUGCCCGGAGCCCACUGGAGCCGCCCCUGCGUGAGGCCCUGAGGCAGCGGGUGCAGGAGGAGCUGCGGAAGCGGCGGGCGAAGCGCUGAGGCCCAUGGUGGCUGUGCUGGAUGGGGAGCCGGGCGCAGAGGGGGAGCUGCAGCACCCUGGCUGCGGGGGUUGGAGGCUGUGCAGGCUCCUCCUGCACCCGGGGAGCGAGAACCCGGUUGCCCCAAGCUCCCACAGACUUGCUGAGUGGCUUUGUUCCCUGUCGCUCGCAGCCACCCCCAGCAGCCAGGGCCCAGCGCUGGUGCCCCCAGGAGGAGCUGGCUGCUAGGUUGGAGUCCUGAGCAGGGCGGCCUGGGGGUCCUGGGAACUGGGGCAGAUGAAGCCCUGGGCACAGCCUGUGUGAGAGGAGUCUUGUCCAGCCUGGUAAUGCCUGGAGGGUGCACUGGUGCUGACAGGCCCCAUGAAGCCACUCUGCCCCUAUGGUCCUCCAGCCUCCCCUCCCUCAGGAUCUCCCGCCCCCCUCGCCUCAAGGUCCACUCACCCCCAGCCUCCCAUCCCCCUAGAGUCCCCCUGUCCCCAUUCCCCUGGCUCACCGGUCAACCUGCCCCCUGACUUCCAUGCCCCCAGCCCUAGAGUCCCCCUGUCCCCAUUCCCCUGGCUCACCGGUCAACCUGCCCCCUGACUUCCAUGCCCCCAGGGUCCCCCAUUCCCAUUCCCCCAACUCUCACCUCCUGGGGUCCCCUAUUCUCUGCUCUAUGGGUGGCUGAGCUGCUCCCUGUUCUGGCUUAGUUCCCACGGGGGACUCACACCCAGGCAGACUGUUUUGUUUAAGGGAGCUCUGCGGCUGGUUGAAGGUGCCAGGGUGUUGGCCAGCACACAGCACAGGACCUGGCAGCUGGGGCGAUGGCCAGAGGGCACCAGGAUUGGGCUGGUCCCUGAGAGGUUCCCAUGAGCCCCAUGCCCCUACCCAGGCAGGAAUGUGCCACAGAGCCCUUUAGGGGACGCCCUGUGUCCUGGAUCGGGGAACCGGCCGAACCCCAUUGGAUCUUCCCUACGCACAUGGUGGAACCGCUCCCUUGGCGCCGGGCUGCAUCAGGCGUCUUGGCUCUAGUGCCCAUUGGCCCCGGGGCGCUGGAGAAAUGAAUGAGCCCCGUGCUCCAGUGCCAUGGCCAACCAGGCCUGCCCCAGGUUGCUCUUGGCACCAGGACCUCAGGGCCCUGUGCUCGCGGCACCAAUAAACGUCCUGACAAAACAGAA
This is a messenger RNA of Chelonoidis abingdonii (Abingdon island giant tortoise), 1655 nucleotides long. The record is from RefSeq and is a predicted model, not a curated record. Lineage: Eukaryota; Metazoa; Chordata; Testudines; Testudinidae.